This is a messenger RNA of Kwoniella shivajii, 1473 nucleotides long. RefSeq lists its product as uncharacterized. Bases 1 to 1473 code for a protein of 490 amino acids. NCBI's taxonomy places the organism in Eukaryota, Fungi, Basidiomycota, Tremellomycetes, Tremellales, Cryptococcaceae. Gene Ontology annotation, molecular function: L-amino acid transmembrane transporter activity. The transcript is spliced from 9 exons. Gene Ontology annotation, biological process: amino acid transmembrane transport. The record is from RefSeq and is a predicted model, not a curated record.
AUGGCAGACGAGAUUGCAAAAGUAUACCAACCACCUGUCGAGGACAAGGAUCUAGCCGAUACGAAUACCGUCACUCAAGGUUUCGAAUACGAUGAAUACCCGCCUUCUGGAAAAGACGCAGCUCAUAUCCCCGCAAAUGCAUAUGAGGUAGAUCCGUUCAGCGCUCAGCGAGCAGAUCAUGAGGAAGACUGUGUGGAUUUCAGGUCAAUGGGCUGGGUGCAAGCCGGUCUCGUUGCUACCGCCGAGAACAUCGCUCUGGGUGCUCUCUCUUACCCCUCCAUCUUCCUUCGUCUUGGAAUGGUCGGUGGUUUGAUUGCCAAUGUCGGUCUCGGUGUUCUAGCGUAUAUCACAGCUUGGAUCAUGAUUGAUUUCAAGAUGAAGCAUAUGGGAGUUAUGCAUUUCGCGGAUGCCGGUGGCUUGCUUUUUGGACCUUGGGGUAGACGGAUACUAGGUGCUGGUAUGGUUGCCAAAAGUAUCGGUUUGGGUGGUUCGCACGUUCUGGCCGGAAGACAGGCGCUUAAUACCCUCAGUACGAACGCGAUAUGCAGUGUUUGGUACGCUCUUAUUAUUGCUUUCGUCAGUGUUAUGAUGUCUACCAAUCGAGAAUUCGGCAAGCUGGCUCCUCUUUCUUGGCUUUCUGUGUCUUGUAUUUUGAUCGCAUGCAUGAUCACCAUAGUAGCUACUGGAGUGCAGAGCUCCAGCGUGCUGGUGAAGCACGGGGUUCCUAUAGAAUGGCACGCAACCCCUACUAAUCCUAAUCUGAUGGAUGUGAUUGGGGCUCUUACAAACGUUGUCUUUGCCUACGGUGGUAACAUGGGUGUUUUCAGUUGGUGCUCAGAGAUGAAAAACCCAAAUGACUUCAAAAAGUCGUUCCUCAUCACCCAAGGUUUAGGAAUUAUUGUUUAUUGUAUCGUAGGGGCGACCAUCUAUGCUUUCGGAGGCCAAUACGUGACUUCCCCUGCUUUCACCAUGACUACCAAGCCUGUUCGGAUCACUGCAUACGCUUUCGCCCUCGUAACCAUCUUGAUCUCGGGUAUUGUCGGUCUCAACGUCGGCGCAAAAUACCUUUACGUAAAUACUUUCCGAAAAUCUCGAUUACUCACCAGUAAAGGUCUUCGAGCUCGGUUGGCCUGGGUAGGAAUAGUCACUGUCAUGUGGAUAGCUGCCUUUGUCCUCGCCGAGUUGAUUCCAUUCUUCAAUCAACUGCUCACUAUCGUAUCGUCGCUGUUCAGUGUGUGGUUCUCAUACGGUCUUUGUGGUGUUAUCUGGUUCUACAACAAACACCCUUAUUACGCGCACGAUGGCGAAAUUAGGUCUAUGACUGGUUUCUGGCCUAAAUUCUUCAUGGGGUGUGCGAUACUUUCUAUCGCUCUCAGUAUCGCUAUUACCCCUCUCGGCCUUUACAGUGCUAUACAAGGAAUCAGAGAUGGCUAUUCCGCUGGUACUUUUACUCAUCCUUUCUCUUGUUCUUAA